Messenger RNA from Boleophthalmus pectinirostris (great blue-spotted mudskipper), 3567 nucleotides. RefSeq names its product TRAF interacting protein with forkhead associated domain (gene tifa). The transcript is spliced from 2 exons. Gene Ontology annotation, biological process: canonical NF-kappaB signal transduction. The record is from RefSeq and is a predicted model, not a curated record. Gene Ontology annotation, molecular function: protein binding. NCBI's taxonomy places the organism in Eukaryota, Metazoa, Chordata, Actinopteri, Gobiiformes, Gobiidae. The coding region runs from base 175 to 750 and encodes 191 amino acids.
AAGCAGCGCGGUAGGUCUUGUGAGUCUGACGAAAGGGGGUUGAGCUCGUGCUUUUUCUUGCACACAACUCUUUUUAUUUUCAGUAUCGCAAGAAGGCACCGUUAGUUUCCACAAAAACAAGAAGUUGUGGUUCCGAUUCAGCUUCGAGAAACUACUUUCCAGAGGGAUCCCAUCAUGAACGUGUCCCAAACCCUGGAGACCGAGGAAGACCUUCUGACAAGUCUUCAGAUAAAGCUGUACCACCCCCAGCAGUGCUCAAAGGGCAUGUUCAGUCUUCUAACUUUGGGCAGAAGGAUCAGGCAGGACGCUGACGACCCCCUCCGGAUGGGACGGGACGGACAGACUUGCAUCUUCGCCCUGGCCGACCAAAAAGUGUCCCGAAAGCAGCUGUCCCUCCAGGCGUACCGCACCCCUCAGAAGCAGGGCAUGUUCUUCACCGUCCAGAACUUGAGCAAGAAAGGGCGCCUGGUCGUGAACGGGACCGGGCUCGAGUACCUGGAGAGGCUGGAUCUGCCGGACAAGGCCCUGGUGCGCUUCGGGGAGUACGAGAUGCUGAUCGUGAGGGAGUCCGGAGAGGCGAAGGGCAGUUUUGAGGUGCAACUGGAUGUGCUGGAAGUGUCUCCUUUUACGGAAACCUGUGUUUGCAUCCCGACCACGAACCCGGUUAUGGACACUGGUUCUGACUAUACGCGUGGCCUCAUGUCCCGGGAGCCUUCGGAGUGCGACGAGACCCUGCCAUACCUCACGUAAUGGCAAAGUUUGGAUUUUUUUGGAGGGGGGCGGAUACUGUUACAUCUUUCAAACAUUCAUUUAUUUUUGUGAUCAAAGUGUUAUUAUUUGCAGUUAUACAUAUUCCAAGUAGCAUUGCAUUUUUCUUUUUAAACCCCACACCCUUAAACUCCCUGUUGAUGAGAAUCUGCAGUAAAAUACAUACACAUAAACACAUAUAUAGUACACACAUAUAUAAACAGUGUUGGGAAGGUGACUUUUAAAAUGUAAUCCCCUACAGAUUACAGAUUACACACCCCAAAAUGUAAUUUGUAACGUAAUCCAUUAUGUUACUUAAGGUGAGUAAUGUAAUCUGAAUACUUUGGAUUACUUGAUUUGCUGUAGAGAAACAAAGACGAGGAAAUCUUCACAUAAGAUGUUUUGUCUGAUAAAAGAAAAUAAAAAGACCAGACUUUACUGAACCAAAUUAAAAAUAUUAUUGAUAGAAGAAGAAGAGACAUGGUCCGCGCGACAUGAUUUAGUCCUGUUAAAUUCUGUUUUAGUCCUGGUUUUAGUCCUGGAUUAGUCCUGGUUUAGACCUGGUUUAGUCCUUCUUUAGACCUGGUUUAGACCUGUUUUUAGUCCUGCUUUAGACCUGUUUUUAGUCCUGGUUUAGUUCUGGUUUAGUCCUGGUUUAGACCUGGUUUUAGACCUGGUUUAGACCUGGUUUAGUCCUGGUUUAGACCUGGAUUUAGACCUGGUUUAGAUCUAGUUUUAGUCCUGGUUUAUACCUGGUUUAGUCCUGGUUUAGACCUAGUUUAGUUCUGGUUUAGACCUCUUUUAGUCCUGGUUUAGAUCUCAUUUAGAUCUAGUUUAGACCUGGUUUUAGUCCUUGUUUAGUCCUGGUUUAAGACCUGGUUUAGUCCUGGUUUAGACCUGGUUUUAGACAUGAUUUAGUGUCUGGUAAUGAGCGGAAUUACCGAAAAAAGUCAAGCCCAAAAUUAUUCAUACCUCUGACAAAUUUUGAUUUAAAGUGACUUUUAUUCAGCCAGCAAGUGUUUUCUUGAUUGGGAAUGACACAGACGUCUCCCAGGAGAUAAUAAGAUGAUGUACAAGAGGCAACAUUGUAGAAAAAAAAAAAAAUUCCAGGAAAAGUCCAGAAUUAUUCAUACCCAUUCCUGACUUGUGAGCGGCCACAAUACGCAGCCUUAGAUCCCCAGGGAGCUGCUUUGUCUUAGUCAUGACUGUUUGCAAACCAACCACAAAGACCUGUUGUCUUUCACCUGCUCAGUUGCUUAAAACAGCUCUUCCCGAAUGAAUCAGGGGAAUUAGGAAGUUUAAGAACAGCUUGGGCUCUUUGGAAUAGUAUAGAACUUUGGAUUUUACCAUAAACUCUGACAGUUUACAAAGGGUAUGAAUAAUUUUGGACACGCCACUUUUUCUUCAAAUGUAAACAAAAGAUGAGAAUUUUUAACUCUUUUUUCCCACAAUGACGCCUCUUGUACAUCAUGUUAUUAUCUCCUGUGUCAUUUCCAAUCAAAUUUCCUCCGUCAAAAGACAACAGCAGAAAUUGUGUUAUACUUAUUAUGUACCAAACAUAGAAAGUUGACAAAGAGUAAACAGAUUUUGAACAUUCUAAGAACAUAUAUUAUAAUGAAAAAUCUCCAGGUAACAACUAUACGAUAGACAAUGUUGGGAAGGUGACUUUUAAAAUGUAUUCCCCUACAGAUUACAUACACCAAAAUGUAGUUUGUAAUGUAAUCCAUUAAAUUACUUAAAGUGAGUAAUGUAAUCUGAAUACUUUGGAUUACUUGAUUUGCUGUAGAGAAACAAAGACUUGGAUAUCGUAACAUAAGAUGUUUUGUCUGAUAAAAGAAAAUUAAAAGCCCAGACUUUACUGAACCAAAUUAAAAAAUAUUAUUGAUAGAAGACGAGGAAACACAGUCCCGCACAGCAUGAUUUAGUCCUGUUAAAUCCUGUUUUAGACCUGGUUUAGUCCUAGUUUUGACCUGGUUUUAGACCUGGUUUAGUCCUGCUUUAGUCCUGCUUUAGUCCUGGUUUAGACCUGGUUUAGACCUGGUUUUAGACCUGGUGUAGACCUGGUUUAGUCCUGGUUUAGACCUGGUUUAGUGUCCGGCAAUGAGUGGAAUUACCAAACAAAACAAAAAAACAACAAAAAAAGGGAAUAGCCCAAAAUGUGAAAACAGGAAAUUAUCGCUGCGUAAUCCAUUUAUUUCAACAAAGUAACUGUAAUCCAAUUACCACUCACUGAAACAGUAACUGUAACUGAAUACAGUUACUCAUAAUUUGUACUCUGAUUAUGUAACUCAGAUUCAGAUCUCAUUUUGAUCAGCAGAUUGAACCGGCAAGGGAUGUUUUUGUUUUUUGCUCCGUGCAUUUGAGCAGCAGAAAGCUCCAGUUGAACAGAGCCAUUCUCUCACAGUCAGAGGUUGAACUGAUUUCCACCGGCAUAUUAUCCUUAUCUUUUAAACAUUUUAUGAAGUGUCCUUUAAUUUUCACUGGAGGGUCUUUAAUGUGUAGUAAUGUAAUAUUAUAUUGCUGUGUUGUACUGUGACAGUCAUUUUCUUAUGUUUACACGAUCAAUGUUCUUCAACUUUUACUUUAAACUAUGUGAUAGUGUUAAAAAAUAUAUAAAUGUUUUGUUUUUUUUUUGUUAACAUUUCUCUCAAAUGCAAACAUGCAGUUAACUUGUCUAACCAGAUUUGUAAAUCCUCUCACAUUUCACAGUUGAUUAUAGUAGUUGUAGUUUCAGCCUUCAGAGCACAUUGUGAUAUUUGGACUAUGAAGUUUAAUGUUUUAUGAUAGACAAGAUAAAAAUAAAAUCUUUAUCUCGAUGAA